AUGGUCCGAGGAUCAAAUCUAUGGUGGAUAGCGGCUCCACCCAAUCAAGAGGGUGGUAGUGAGGAAUACGACUGUGAUGAACAUAUUCCUCAGGAAGCCAAGGACUUUCUUGUGAAGGCCAUAAAUGAUAGACGUCCUAAGAAAAGCAAGGUGCCCGAAGUGAAGUACGAUUGUGAAGAAGGAAGUGAUGCCUUCAAUCUUAUUCUGAAAAAAGGAGCACCGGCCACCUAUUUUGAUGCGCCAAGAGUGAAUUUCGAUUUCGAAUGGGAGAAAACGCUGAAGAAAGCAGUCAAAGGCAUAAAAGAGGAAGACGUAAGUGAUACGUAA
Haemonchus placei is the source of this 327-nucleotide messenger RNA. NCBI's taxonomy places the organism in Eukaryota, Metazoa, Nematoda, Chromadorea, Rhabditida, Trichostrongylidae. The record is from the annotation of a GenBank genome assembly.